Molecule: messenger RNA, 1575 nt
Organism: Belonocnema kinseyi
Lineage: Eukaryota; Metazoa; Arthropoda; Insecta; Hymenoptera; Cynipidae
Gene: REG
Product: proteasome activator complex subunit 3
Exons: 5
Coding region: 208-945 (245 amino acids)
Biological process (GO): regulation of proteasomal protein catabolic process; regulation of G1/S transition of mitotic cell cycle; positive regulation of endopeptidase activity
Cellular component (GO): proteasome activator complex; nucleoplasm; cytoplasm
Molecular function (GO): endopeptidase activator activity
Source: RefSeq, a predicted model, not a curated record
UAAAGGUGACCAAAAGUUUGACUCAUCUACAGUACUAUUUAUCAACUUAACGAAAUUUAUCCCUAUAUAUUUAUAAACUAUUUUAAAUCUCUCAAUUGACUUCGUUAAUGAAACCCUGCAGUACAAUUUCCUGUUUGAAGUUGCACGUUUCAACGAGAGGACAGUGCGGUUAUAUUUAACUAAAAUUUGUUUUUUAAACUAUAUAUAAUGGACGAUGCCACAGGAAAAAAGGUUCAAGAAUACAAAGACUCGCUAAAAACGAAGGCGGAGAAAUUAAUUAUAAAAGGAUUUCCGGAGAAAAUUGUGAAACUAAAUGAACUGUUGGAAACACCAGGAUUUCGUAAUCGGGACUUGUCUGAAGUUCAUCAAGAAUUAAAUAUACCCAUUCCAGAGCCAAUAUUACUCAAUCAUUCCCAGGAUGGUCCACCUAUGAAAAGAGCCAAAUUAGAUAAUAGUUUAGAAGAAGUAUCCGGCACAAAAGUAAUGGUACUCCCCAAUGGACCAGUUCAAUGUAACAAACCUCUCUGCGAGUUAAUUCAUGUAGUCAAACCGUACAUUAGACAACUAUUAGAAGACUCGAAUCUUUUAAAAAUGUGGAUUUCAUUCAUGAUCCCUAAAAUAGAAGAUGGAAACAAUUUUGGAGUUUCAAUCCAAGAAGACACUCUUGCCGAAGUCCAAGCCGUCGAAAGUGAAGCUGCUGCGUAUUUUGAUCAAAUUUCCAGGUAUUUCAUCUCGAGAGGAAAGAUCCUCAGUAAAGUUGCGAAGUAUCCACACGUUGCCGAUUACAGACGAGCCGUUCAAGAAUUGGACGAAAAAGAAUACGUGAGUCUGUGGCUAGUGAUGUGCGAGAUUCGUAAUCGUUACUGUUCACUACAUGAUCUUGUCAUAAAGAAUUUGGAGAAGAUUAAGCGGCCGCGCUCUUCCAAUGCCGAAUCUCUUUAUUAAGAAAUAUGGCACUACAUUUCUCCUGGGUAAAGUGAUAACGAGUAUGACUCACAGUGUGAAACGAUUCGGGGAAGAGUGCCGAGCAUAAAAUGUACAGUGGAAAAACUACUUCGGAGAUUUCGUAUCAGAAUCAGAUAUGCGCUAGCUUAUUUAUCCGCUUUUGGUCAUAUUUCGUCAACUACGAUUAAAUUAUUUAAUUUCUAUGUAUUAUAUAAAUCAUCUGUGUUUUCCAUAAAAUGAAAUCCUAUUUAGAGUGAAAGCGAGGGUUUCCUCGAGUCGUAUGAGCAUAAGUACUUUUUGCAUUUCCGAGCUUUACAAAUGAUGUCACAUAACUUCAAAAUAAAAUCCUUCUUAACAUUUGCGGCAAGCUAUCAUAAAUAAUGAUUUGUAUAUUUGUGAAUUUAUGUCUAAUUUCAAAUUUAUUCUGAGAAUUUUAUAAUAAAUUUUUUAAAAUAUUGGAGAAAUUAAGCUUUUAAAAUGCUCUGUCCUCACUGGGAUAUAAAUAAUAUUAACGAAUCUUGAAAAGUGCUCAGUGCUUCUUUCUCGCGUACUUUAUGCAUGCGACAAAACCAUUUUGAAUGUUCCUCUUCACGAUUUACUAUUAAAUUACAAAAAAAAAUAUAUCAAUGA